Exophiala viscosa is the source of this 1796-nucleotide messenger RNA. RefSeq names its product KptA family-domain-containing protein. Bases 383 to 1420 code for a protein of 345 amino acids. Gene Ontology annotation, molecular function: tRNA 2'-phosphotransferase activity. Lineage: Eukaryota; Fungi; Ascomycota; Eurotiomycetes; Chaetothyriales; Herpotrichiellaceae. Gene Ontology annotation, biological process: tRNA splicing, via endonucleolytic cleavage and ligation. The transcript has a single exon. The record is from RefSeq and is a predicted model, not a curated record.
UUGCCGAAUUUGACGAGGCUAUGUGACAAGGCUGCCGAACUUCGCCUUUCGGAUUCUUUCCCUCAUACAUUUUGGUGCUUGCAAAAGGUACUAAGAGAUCGACAAGGUCCAUUUAAUCAGCGAUCGGCAACUCAGUGACGGCCCAAGGCUCAUCGGUUUAGACUGUGACGCCUUCUGAGUGACUCAUCUGAACCAGUCAGCCUCCCGGCAAGCGCGAACAUCAUCGACCUGAAGAAGAGGCACAGAUCUAGGCACUCAAACGAUUUGUGUAAUACGCCAAUUCCUCUAAUUGGCUCUGGAUCUGUUCCUUCGCGUUAGGAGUCUCGUCCCGGUCUUCGACUACAGAUUUCCACACACACGAUUUAUCCACCAAGCGCUCAUAAUGUCAUCUGGUCGAGGUGGUCGAGGUGGCCGCGGAGGCAACCGCCACGACUCACCACCUCGCACUGUGCUCGUCUCGAAAGCACUCUCACGUCUUCUCCGCCACGCUGCCGUACAAGAACGCAUCCCCAUCGACAAUCACGGCUACGUCCGCAUGGACCACCUCUUAGGAUGGCAACGUCUACGCAGUAUGAAACCUCCAGUGACAUUCGACGAGAUAGUUCAAGUUAUCCAGGACAACGAGAAGAAGCGAUUCGCUUUGAAGUAUGUGACCCAGGAAAUCAACCCGGAGCACACAGACGUCCCUACCACCACGAAUGAAUCCCAAACGACAGAACAGGCAGACGUGGAAACGGAUGCGCAAAUCGAGACGGAGACGCAACGAGCCAUCUCCCAAUUUGAAGCACUCACUAUCAACAACGACAUCGACAUGAAGAGGUUCUUCAUACGGGCCACACAGGGUCACAGCAUGAAAGCCGUCGAGGCAGAAAACUUGUUGACCCCGAUCACUCUGGACGAUGAGGCAAAUAUACCUGACGCAGUCGUACACGGGACAUUCUACGGCGCAUGGGAGCCGAUUCUGACAAGCGGCGGACUCAAAUCAAUGAGCCGGAACCAUGUGCACUUUGCCACAGGCCCGAAUUUAGAAGAGGUCCAGCAGAAUAUUGUGCCAGGGGAGACGACAAAAGGUGGUCUAGGUUCAGUUCUUGGCAAGAACAAAGUCAUUUCUGGGAUGAGGAGCGACGCACAAAUCCUGAUAUAUAUCGACAUUCGGCGCGCGUUGGCCGAGGAGAAGGAGAUGAAGUGGUGGCGUAGCGAGAACGGAGUGAUUCUUACGGAAGGGGUGGGCGACAAAGAUAAGGUUGUGCCUACGAAGUACUUUCUCGCAGCGUAUGAGAUUAAAGAGGGCGUAGGGAAGUUGUGGGAAGAUGGGAAGGUGGUCACGGAAUUACCGGAGAAUCUGAGGAGUCGGGCGCUGCCCAGAGGGAAGGGCGCAGGAGGACAGAGAGGGAGAGGAAGAGGUGGUGGGAGAGGAUGAAUAUUGGUGAGGAAGGGAGGGGAGUUCGAUCACAUCAUGACGAGUUUGGACGAUCAAGAGAAAGACAACAGGAGCAAUGCUGAUGAAUGAUGCGUCAUGACAUCUCAUCUUCCUACUUCUACCAGCUUCGCUGAGGUACAACAACAUUGGUCGUAUCAACUGGUCUCUGGUGUAUUCUGAAGCCACCUCUCCCACAAACGUGGCUGUAUGCCAGAGGCUGCCAUGCUCUACGGGUGUUUGCCACCGUCUCGAAUGUCACCAUCCUCUUCAUAUCCCACACUGCUUUCGACCGCAAGGAGCGACUGCUUUUAUGUCAUCAGCCGAAUAGCAAUGAUCAGCCGCAGAAGGUGCCAUCUUGUCCAGUGUUCGUACGCCU